AUGCAUGAUGUGCCCGUGCCUCGCCACCGCGAGGUGAGAGCUUUUGAAGCGGAGGCCUUGCAGCCGAUCAAUGCAGAGAUCACAGGAUUGCAGUACAUUGGUUCGUACUCGUGGGUGAAGGCGUCCACGCCCACGAUUGCUGUACCUGGGACGCCUCGUAGAUGGGUAGACAAGCCAUUACCGAUCACGCUCAAAGCGGACGACGUCGCAACUUUCGUGGACUCAAACGGGCAUCGUGCCCCGUCCGCGCCGUUACUUCCACUCUUUCUUGCGGUAGACGCAACAAUGAAUACCAGCGCCAGCGCCAGCGCCACUUCAACGUCAACCCAAGUCGAGUGGCCUUCUAUCGACGUUAUUACAGAUCGUAACGGCCUGCGGAAGCUACUUGGAUGGACUACAGGGUCUUCCAGACGAAAGGAAUGGAGAAUUGACAUGCAACUUGUCGGAACAAAAACGGUUCUGUUUAAUCGGCGGGAGCCCAGCACUGCGGUUGCACCCAUGCCAGGCGGUGCCACUUUCGGACACGCCUUUGAGAUGAAGAUGACCAAGCCCCAGGCGAAAGGCGUCGGACGUGAGCUCGACGGGCAUCAUCGAAUUGUUAGAUAUGACUUCGGGGGAUUGUGCAUGGUGGUCCGUUUCGAGGUUGACGCCUUCAUUCCCGAAUCUUCA
Messenger RNA from Stereum hirsutum FP-91666 SS1, 669 nucleotides. RefSeq lists its product as uncharacterized. NCBI's taxonomy places the organism in Eukaryota, Fungi, Basidiomycota, Agaricomycetes, Russulales, Stereaceae. The transcript is spliced from 3 exons. The record is from RefSeq and is a predicted model, not a curated record. The annotation marks the transcript as partial.